AUGCUCAAUUAUUCACAAGCUUAUUUCCGCAGACUACAAGCACAACCUAACGUCAAAAUUCCUGCUCUGGAGACACAAUACGCAUGUCCGAUUCCCGAAGGGUGGACAAAAUAUGUGCAUCCAGAUGGUUGCCCUUACUGGUAUGAUACAAAAAAGAAAAUCCUGACCGACGUCAAUCUUUUGGACGAAGAAAUCUUUCUUCAGACACGUCGCUUCGUUGACAUUAUCUUCGACUACAUUCGGGCGGAGAACCUACAGCUUGAACCAGACGUCGAGCUUGUGGUCGAGACGGUGAAGUACGAUUGGGACAAAGAUUAUCGUUGCGGAUAUUAUUUCGUCCAUCAUAAAUCACGCAGUCUGUUCUGGCUUCAAGAAUUUGACGUUAGCUAUGCUUUAUGGGAUGCGCAGGCCAACACGUCGCUCUCGCACGUCAAACUUGAAAUCGAAGUCUCUUACUGGCAACAUUGGGAAUUUUUCUGCAACAUACAGGUAGUCACGGAAGACCUUCUGAACGAGCUAACAAAUAUUCUGAUCACCGAUCUUGUUGACCUACAAACUAGCGAUACAUCGAAUGCCCUCUUCUCCGCCGACGAACUUCAGAGCUACCUUGGAGCAAUAAAAAUAUCGCGGCGGCUCAUCGACGCACCCUGCAAAGGAUCCCCUUUCAUCAUUGGACGCCUGAUGUCGUUGUACAUGCGCCAACGGUUUGCCAACUUUUGGGGAGAAUAUGGCGCUCGUCUGCAUCGCGAGCAAUCAGUACAUCACCCAGAGGGGCGCCCACGCACCUGGCUUAUUACCCUGCUAUCGCCCAUUUUGUUUAACGCCCCAGACAUCCACCUUCGAGGCCUGCAUCUCAUAUUCAUCGACGAGGUCGCGGCCGCCCAGCCUUGGCGUGCCUUCAUCAAGAAAUUGGGCGAUGAGUGGCAAGAUUUCAUCAUCAAUUCGGCCGUGUUACUCGCAGCAAACGUCGCUUUCCUCGCCAUCCAAAGUGUAGAUAACGAUAAAGAUGAUCCCCGUCGAUCCCCAUCUCAAAUUGCUAGCUAUCUAUCGACUCUAACCAGUGUGUCAAGUAUGAUUGUUGGUCUCUUGCUUGUUCGCCAAACUCGAACCAAAGGUCGUGAUACUGCGAAGGCUGCGGCUGACUACCUUCGCGCCCGCCAAUAUCGAGUCGUUGGUCAUGAACCCCUGGCGAUCAUGUACAGCCUCCCCUACGCAUUUCUCAUGUGGGCCAUGGUCCUUUUCAUGAUCGCGUUCCUACUGGCCUGCCUUCUGGACACGACACUGAUUACUCGUCUCCUUGCGGGUAUCACUGGCUUGAUUUGUUUGACGCUGAUUUUCUGGUGCAUCUGGAUGAACUGGGACCGUGGUGUCGAUGUCCACCAAUCUCAGUGGAAUACCUCCAUCGAUACCUUGAGUCAGUGGAGGGUCCGCUUGCACGAAGCACUACGGUCGCUGCCGUUCAAGCUCAGGAAACAAGCGCAAUCCCAGGAUCCUGAAGACAUUCCAAUGCCUAACACUUCUGCUUAA
Molecule: messenger RNA, 1527 nt
Organism: Pleurotus ostreatus (oyster mushroom)
Lineage: Eukaryota; Fungi; Basidiomycota; Agaricomycetes; Agaricales; Pleurotaceae
Exons: 12
Coding region: 1-1527 (508 amino acids)
Molecular function (GO): protein binding
Source: RefSeq, a predicted model, not a curated record